AAUACAAACAGAAGAGGAAGAAAUUGGAAUAAACUAGAAAUCCAUAACCCAUAAACUCAAAACCUAGUCUGUGCUCUGCUACAGCAUAUUUGUUAGCUUUAUAAUAAUAUCCCAGAAUCAGUAUUAAUUUACUAUCAAAAUGAUGACCAACACAAAUACCGAUCUCACCGAAGAAGAUGCAGCAGAUUUGCAAUUUCCUAAAGAAGAUGACCUCUUAAAAUUUUCUAACUCUAAUGAUUUAGAUCAGUACAAUUCGACAAACUGUGAAAACUGUUCCUGUGAAGUAGUCAAUAAGUGGAUUCUGUGUGAUAAGUGCAAUGUGAAUAUUUGUUUAACCUGCUUCUCUAGUGGUUCAGAGUUUUUUAAUCACAAAAAUGAUCAUGACUACAAAGUGUUAUCAACUAAAUUUACGUUGUUUGAAAACUCUGACUGGACUGCCGAAGAAGAACUGAAACUAUUGGAUUCCAUUAUGAACUAUGGAAAUUGGAAUCUUGUCGCCCAAGAGUUCCCAAACAGAACGGUAAAUGAAGUUAUUAAUCACUAUGAUAGUUUCUAUUUAGAUAGAAAGGGGUCAAACAAAUUACCUAAACUAAAAGACCGAGUUGCAGCUGUUUUUCCACAGGUAGUUGUGCCUUAUAGGUUCCGGUUAUCCGAUAGCGAUGAACCACCUCGAUAUUUAUGUAAUACAAUAGGCUUCAAGUCUUUGGCAGGUUAUAAUCCAGCUCGCUCUGAUUUUGAAAGUGAAUACGAUAAGAAUGCUGAAGAUUUAUUGUCACAUAUGGAAAUUGUUGAAGAAGAUGAUCCGCAAUACGAACUCCUAACUAACCUGCAAUGUUCUCUAGUGGAGAGUUACAACAGGAGAUUGAGGGAACGCCAAAGGUGGAAAACUUUAAUGAGAGAACAUGGAUUAAUUUUACUCAGGAAGACGAUGUCUUGGCUUCACAGGUAUGACUUCACAAUUCAGAAACCAGUAUAUGAAAAACUAAUAAGAUUCAUGCAGUUUUGUGAGCCUGUGAAGUUCAAUAUGCUGAUGGAGGGAAUACACAGGGUUGGAGAACUGAAGCUGCAAAUAUCAAGAUUACUCAACUUGCGAAGAAAAGGUAUAACUUCCUUGGAUGAGGGGCGGCUAUUUUUGAAGCUCAACCAACUCCACGAGGCGAACAGAAAAUCUCUGAAAGCUUUUAGAACCAACCCCCUGUUCAGUUUGAAAAACAAGGACGUGAACCUUGCCCUUUUAACAAAAUUCAACAGGCGACGAACUUUUGCUCCGAUUGAAGUAACUGGCAUGCCUGGUUAUUCUCAACUAUCCGAGAAGGAAAUAGAAUUGUGUAGUACUGUGAGACUUGUUCCUAUGACGUAUUUUCAACUGCGGGACGUGUUGGUUGCGGAGUGCAAGAAAAAUGGCUAUGUGGCUUUGCAAACUGCUAGGAGAUUGCUGAAAAUUGAUGUCAAUAAGACUAGAAAGCUCUAUGACUUUUUGAUUCAAGAGGGUUAUAUUACCAGUUCAGUGUGAUAUUAGUGUUAUAGGCCGAGAAGCAUUUAAUUUAUAUUCCAACCAGAAAAUGACCAUGUUUACAGGGUAUCUGAAAGCUGGGAUUUCUAGCAAAUAUUGCUUUUAAAUGCAAUAAAAAUGUAUCUAUUAGCAUCAUUUUCAGACCGACUCAGUAACACCUAAUUUUUCAUAAAGAGGAUCGCAGUGAUAAGACUGGAUUUCAGUCUUGUAACCUCCAAAUACACCAAUUUAA
Messenger RNA from Leptinotarsa decemlineata (Colorado potato beetle), 1745 nucleotides. RefSeq names its product RNA polymerase II subunit D. Gene Ontology annotation, cellular component: nucleus; SAGA-type complex; RNA polymerase complex. Gene Ontology annotation, molecular function: protein binding; nucleotide binding; transcription coactivator activity. Gene Ontology annotation, biological process: regulation of transcription by RNA polymerase II; DNA-templated transcription initiation; chromatin remodeling. Lineage: Eukaryota; Metazoa; Arthropoda; Insecta; Coleoptera; Chrysomelidae. The record is from RefSeq and is a predicted model, not a curated record.